ACAAAGCCGUAUUAUAGGAGGAAGACGCAAUAUGAAUUUAAUAAAACAAGGCCUAAUUUUAAUGGCAUAUGCUCUGGUGCUUAAGACAACGACAGCAGACGUGCUCGACAAAUAUCAUGAAUAUCGGAGAGAUAAAACAAAAAAAGACGCGGAUUUGCUCAUUAAAAUGUCGGCAGAUUUCAUUAAAGACAUGCAACAGAAAAUGAAUAUCAUAAAACGAACAGGCGUAAACUACGCCGGUUCAGUUGACUUUAUGAUUGGCGCCAGUUAUGACGAUAUACAGAGGCGUUUCAAGCAUAUGUGCGACCUUUACCACCAGUAUGCGACUGUGAACCGAUACGUGCUUGGUAACGAGCUAAACGAUACGGCGCCGAACUGGGACGUGGUCGUCCUGUAUCAGAUCAUGUUGAGCGACUACAAUGAAAUCAUGAUGCUGUCAGAGCUUGUCAAGAAGGAAAAGCGAAUCAAGAAAACGAACGCGGCAGAGGAUGACACCAAAGACGUGGUCAAGAAGCAGCUGGCGAAAUUUGCGAGCCUCGACGUGCCGCCCCCAAAAAUAAAAGAAGAAGAGGAGAAGGUGAAGCCGUCGUCGCCGGCGUCGCCGGCGUCGACGACACCCGCCCAAGGCAGAAGGUGGGUAAGACACAGGGAUGCGGACUAUCCCCACUAUCCCCAGAAGUGGUCCGGAGAACUGGAUGGCAUAGGUUUCGACAAUCGCUAAAAUUUUUUAAAAGAUCUUUACUAUAGGCCAAUCAAAUUCAAAAAAAGCUCACAAAAAAGCUUGACUACGAAUAUGAGUGAUGAAUAUCAGUUUUUUGCUUGAUUUUUUCCAGGAUUUAAUUCCCAGCAGGCUGCAAAUCGUCUUAACACCUUCAUUGGUUCUAAAUUAGCGUAAUCUGAGUUUGCUCCAUUCCAGGAGUUGUGGAAUAAAUUUUGCUCUUUUUCAGUUUUUUGCUUGAAGUAGUUCAAAAACC
Cydia splendana is the source of this 974-nucleotide messenger RNA. RefSeq lists its product as uncharacterized. The record is from RefSeq and is a predicted model, not a curated record. The coding region runs from base 32 to 721 and encodes 229 amino acids. NCBI's taxonomy places the organism in Eukaryota, Metazoa, Arthropoda, Insecta, Lepidoptera, Tortricidae. The transcript has 6 exons.